Prosopis cineraria is the source of this 1377-nucleotide messenger RNA. RefSeq lists its product as uncharacterized. Gene Ontology annotation, molecular function: hydrolase activity, acting on ester bonds. Bases 232 to 1155 code for a protein of 307 amino acids. The record is from RefSeq and is a predicted model, not a curated record. The transcript has 7 exons. NCBI's taxonomy places the organism in Eukaryota, Viridiplantae, Streptophyta, Magnoliopsida, Fabales, Fabaceae.
AAAAUGACUGAUCGGAGUUCGUAAUCGUAGAACACAAACAUUUGCUUCCCCAUACGCCACAUAUAACCAAAUAAAUAAAUAAACAAAUAAAAAGUCAACGAUGUAACCUUGCGUCCAUUUCAAUCAAAGGCGGAAUUGGUUAGGCGUAGAAGCUAUCCCAUUUGUUGAUGAAAUCAAAGUAUGAUGUUUGUGCUUGCUGAAGAUCAUAGUUUAGAGGGUUGAGAAGUAGCAAUGAUGAAACUGUUCGAUUCACACUGCCACCUGCAGGACCCCAGAAUCUUAAGCAAGGCACCCCAACUCAUCAAUACCGCCCAAGACAUUGGGAUCGUCUGGUUUGCCGUUAAUGGAGUUUCCGAGAAAGACUGGCACUUUGUUAAGGACAUGAGCCACACUCAUCCUUCUGUCAUUCCUUGUUUCGGUCUCCAUCCAUGGUUUAUUGGAGAGAGGAGCUCCAAUUGGUUCAACACCCUCAAAGAAUAUUUUGACGCUACACCCUCUGCUGCAGUUGGAGAGAUCGGUGUGGACAAAGGACCACUUGGAAGUCAUUCUAAUUUCUCAGAGCAGGUUGAAGUAUUGCGGCAGCAGCUUGAACUAGCAAAAGAGUUGAACAAGCCAGCAUCUGUCCACUGUGUUGCUGCUUUUGAUGACCUUCUUCAGCUAAUGAAGUCCGUCGGUCCUUUUCCCGCUGGUGUCAUCCUUCAUUCGUACAUAGGUUCUGCGGAGAUGGUUCCUGAAUUUCACAAGCUUGGAGCUUAUUUUUCUUUCUCUGGUCACCUUUUGUUUCUAAAACCAGACAAGGCAAAGGAAAUGCUGAGGAUGGUACCAUCUGAUAGGAUUUUACUGGAGACGGAUGCCCCAGAUGGACUUUUGAGGUCAAAUAGAGAUACUCUCUUUUUCGUUGAAGGAGAUCCUUCUCUCCCCCAAGAACUUGGUGGCCAAGCAACUCCUUCCUCAAACCUUGGCUUCUCAAUUGAUGCUUCAAUGUUGCCAAAGGAGACACUCAAUCAUCCAGCAAACAUUCGCAACGUACUUGAUUACGUUGCGUCCAUGCUGGAGAUUCCCAAGGAAGAACUUGCUAAAUUGAGUUACCAGAAUGCUGUCCGCCUAUUCUCAUAUGGAGGCUCCAAACUACUCCAAACGUCCACAAAAUUAUAACAAGAGGUUUAGAUUGUACGUACCAACAGUUCUUGGAUUGAACCGACAUGUUAAUGUGUGAGGUGAGGUUUGCUUGUCUGUCAAAUUUGGUUGUCUCAUUCUAAGAAGGAUGUAGGUGUGGGACAGGGUUAGUGAAUAUUAAUGUCAAUAAAUUAAUUACUUGGGGGCAAGGAAGCAUGAAAUUAAAGCGUGAAUGUCAAAUACCAGACACAAUUCCUUUCA